AUGGCGUUCCGACGCCGUUCAUGCGUAGUAGCAGCACUCCUCGCCCUCUCCUUCCUCGCCGCCACGGCAGCCGCCGGUGACCACGGCCUGACGGUCUUCUGGGGCCGGAACAAGGACGAGGGCUCCCUCGGGGAGGCCUGCGACACCGGCAUCUACAACACCGUCAUCAUCUCCUUCUACAGCGUCUUCGGCCACGGCAGGUACUGGGGCGACCUCUCCGGCCACCCGCUCUACGGCAUCGGCGCCGACAUCAAGCACUGCCGGGGCAAGGGCAUCGUCGUCCUCCUCUCCAUCGGCGGCGGCGGCACCCAGUACUCCCUGCCGUCAUCACAGUCCGCGGCCGACGUCGCCGACAACCUGUGGAACGCGCACCUCGGCGGCGGCCGCCGCGGCGUGUUCCGCCCGUUCGGCGACGCCGUGGUCGACGGCAUCGACUUCUUCAUCGACCAGGGCGCGCCGGACCACUACGACGAGCUGGCCAGGCGUCUGUCCGGCUACAACCGGUACUACCGCGGCGCGCCCGGGGUGCGGUUGACGGCGACGCCGCGGUGCGUGUACCCGGACUGGCACGUCCAGAGGGCGCUGGACACGGGGCUGUUCGAGCGGAUCCACGUCAGGUUCUACGGCGAAGACCGGUGCUCCUACAACCACGUGCACAAAGACGGGGUGAUGGCGCAGUGGAGCAAGUGGACGGCGAGGUACCCCCGGAGCAAGGUGUACAUCGGGCUGGCGGCGGCGAACGUGCCCGGGAGGAACGACAAGGUCGGCCUCAUGUCGAUGAACUACGACCUCAUGCCCAGCGUGAAGCAGGCGGCGAACUACGGCGGGGUCAUGCUCUGGGAGAGGUACUACGACAAGCAGACCGGAUACGGCCGCGACCUCUACAACGGCGGCAUCAACUAA
Molecule: messenger RNA, 903 nt
Organism: Aegilops tauschii subsp. strangulata
Lineage: Eukaryota; Viridiplantae; Streptophyta; Magnoliopsida; Poales; Poaceae
Product: xylanase inhibitor protein 1
Biological process (GO): carbohydrate metabolic process
Cellular component (GO): extracellular region
Molecular function (GO): chitinase activity
Source: RefSeq, a predicted model, not a curated record